GACAGGCUUUUCUGCCACCGUCCAGCCAGGUGACUGCCUCCAAGUUUAUCCCAUAUCCAGGAAUCUCCCAGCUCCAGUGGGACCCCAUCUCAGUCGGCGCGGUCUCCCUGAGGAACUACACUUCCCAGCAAGCGCCAGCGCGGCGACCACGACUCCCAGAGUUCUUUUAGGCUCGAUCUGGCGCUGGCAUUAAACCCUUGGUGGAUGCGUAGUGCCCGCGAACCGCACCGAGCGCAGGCCCGGGCGGAGCUGCGGUGGGGGAGGGCGAAGUGAAGGCUUUUGUCCCGGUUAAAUACCCGCCUACCCGACACACACCUUCGCCUCCGAUCCGGAAAAGUCCUGGCGUCAGAGGAAAGUGGCAAAGCAGCCGAGCAAAAGUGAAGAGAUAGAGGCGGUGGAGACACUGAGAUUCUUUGUGGAAGACCAGAAGAGAAAAAACAAGGGCACAGCCACUCCCACAGAAUGCCGGAGGGCCCUGAGCUGCAUCUGGCCAGUCACUUUGUGAACAAAGCAUGCAGAGGACUGGUGUUUGGUGGGCGUGUGGAGAAAUCUUCCGUCAGCCGCAAUCCUGAGGUGCCCUUUGAGAGCAGUGCCUAUCAUAUCUCGGCCUCAGCCCGGGGCAAAGAGCUGCGCCUGACACUGAGCCCCCUGCCUGGGGCCCAGCCCCCACAGGAGCCACUGGCCCUUGUCUUCCGCUUUGGCAUGUCUGGCUCCUUUCAGCUGGCACCUGCUGAUGCACUGCCACCCCAUGCCCAUCUGCGCUUUUACACAGCUCCACCUGCCCCCCGGCUUGCCCUGUGCUUCGUGGACAUUCGCCGAUUCGGCCACUGGGAUCCUGGGGGCAAAUGGCAGCCAGGUCGUGGGCCCUGUGUCUUGCUGGAGUAUGAGCAGUUCAGGGAGAACGUGCUACGAAACCUAUCAAACAAGGCCUUUGACCGGCCCAUCUGUGAAGCCCUCUUGGACCAGAGGUUCUUCAAUGGCAUUGGCAACUAUCUGCGAGCAGAGAUCCUAUACCGGCUGAGGAUCCCUCCCUUUGAGAAGGCCCGCACCGUGCUAGAGGCCCUGCAGCAUCACCGGCCGAGCCCAGAGAUGACCCUGAGCCAGAAGAUCAGGACCAAGCUGCAGAACCCAGACCUGCUGGAACUGUGCCACUCAGUGCCCAAGGAAGUGGUCCAGCUGGGGGGCAAAGGCUACGGGCUGGAGCACGGAGAGGAAGACUUUGCUGCCUUUCGAACCUGGCUGAGGUGCUAUGGCAUGCCAGGCAUGAGCUCCCUGAGGGAUCGGCAUGGCCGUACUAUCUGGUUCCAGGGGGAUCCUGGACCUCUGGCACCUAAAGGGGGCAAGUCCUGCAAAAAGAAAUUCCAGGAAUCACAGCUGAGGCCCGAGGACAAAAUGGAGGACAUUCCACCUCCAAACAAAGCUCCUUCCAGAACACGAAAGGCCCAGAAACACCUUCCCAAGAAGGCUGCAGUCCAGCAGGCUGAGGGGACCAGCCUCCAACAGGACUUAGAAACUCCCACAGUCCCUGAGAAAGGGAGGAGAAAGGGGCAACAGGCAACCACAGGGCGCCGUAGAUCCCGGAAAAAAAAGGCUGGCACUCCAUCCAAGGGAUCUGGGGAAACCUCAGCCUCUUAGCAGGAGGCUCAUCUUGUUUGUAUCACCCUUUCCUUGCCAACAAUCUGGGGGUCUGAAUUCCUAGAAGCAGUAUUUUAAGGGCUUUAUGCACUGGGCCUAGUGGCUGUUCCCUACACAACUGGUAUUUUUUUAUUGUACCUCACCUUCCACAUUUUUAAAGCCCAUGUGAGAAAUCCAUUUUUAAAAUAAGCUAAUAAAACUGAAUU
This is a messenger RNA of Sciurus carolinensis (gray squirrel), 1841 nucleotides long. It is a transcript of the gene Neil1, whose product is annotated as nei like DNA glycosylase 1. The record is from RefSeq and is a predicted model, not a curated record. The transcript has 12 exons. NCBI's taxonomy places the organism in Eukaryota, Metazoa, Chordata, Mammalia, Rodentia, Sciuridae. Gene Ontology annotation, biological process: base-excision repair. Gene Ontology annotation, molecular function: DNA N-glycosylase activity; zinc ion binding; damaged DNA binding. The coding region runs from base 463 to 1635 and encodes 390 amino acids. Gene Ontology annotation, cellular component: nucleus.